AUGAUGAACCCAUAUAUCAGCUGGGCCAUUGUGCUCGUUGUCGCUGGUAGCCUAGGAUAUUACUACAAGGAAUCGAAUGUCAAACCUAAGAGCUCUGUAAAGCCCAUCAUAGAGAAGACAGAGCCCGCGGCCCCGGUGAAAAAACAAAAACGGAAGGCGAAGAAAUCCCCAGAACCUACAUCCGCCCCUACCGCUCCGGCUAGCGAGAAGCCCACCUUUGAGGUCAAUGCCCCUGAAGAUGACGUUGCAGAUGAGGAAAUUGACCAGAAGGAGAUGGCGAAGCGAUUUGCCGCUGUGAAGAACGGCACCUCGUCCUCUCAGUUCGCUGGCGGCGAAAGCAAGAACCAGAAGAAGAAGAACAAGAAGGCCGCUUCUCGUCAGCUCGAACCCAGCAAUGAUGAGCGCUCCACUUCUCGUGUUUCCACCAGAACGUCGUCGACUACCGGCGCCGACGCUGAUGAUGACCUCUCCUCCACUGGCUCUCCUCAGGUUAACCCCACUGCCGCCGGCUACGUCUCCGAUAUGCUUGAGGCCCCUGCUCCUGGAGCAUCAGUUCUCCGGGUUACUGGCUCCGUGGACUCGAACACCCAGAAAAAGAAGAAGGCCCAGAACUUCAAGGAAGUGGAGACCAAGAAGCAGCGCCAACAGCGACUAAAGAACGAAGCCCGGAAGCAGGAAGUCCAGGCUGCUGAGGAAGAGCGUCGCAAGCUUCUCGAGAAGCAGCUUCACACUGCCCGCGAGGCUGAGCGUCGCGAGGCUGCUGCCAAGCCGGCGGCUGCUCCUCAGACCAAUGCCUGGCAAACAAAGGAGGCGCCUAAGCCUUCGAACGGUACUUCCCAGCCUCAGCAAGCCGCAAAGGUUGACUUGCUGGACACAUUUGAGCCCAGCUCGACUUCCACCAAGUCCGCUGGUACCUCCCAGCAAUGGAACCAGGGACUUCCCUCCGAGGAGGAGCAGAUGCGCCUUCUCGGCGCCGGCGAUGACGCGUGGACCACAGUUGGCACCAAGAAGCCCAAGAAGAAGGGCGGAAAGACCGACGAAAGUGAAGCCAGUGCGUCUGAGAGCCAGCCAGCCCCCGCUGCUCCCGCUCCCGCCCCUGUUGAGCGUAAGGUGAAGGUGACCCCGACUUACCUCCCUGACGUUCUUCGGUCCGACAAGAAGGGACACCCUCUUGACUCCGACUGGGCCGCAUAA
Molecule: messenger RNA, 1194 nt
Organism: Aspergillus versicolor CBS 583.65
Lineage: Eukaryota; Fungi; Ascomycota; Eurotiomycetes; Eurotiales; Aspergillaceae
Exons: 1
Coding region: 1-1194 (397 amino acids)
Source: RefSeq, a predicted model, not a curated record